Molecule: messenger RNA, 1206 nt
Organism: Daphnia magna
Lineage: Eukaryota; Metazoa; Arthropoda; Branchiopoda; Diplostraca; Daphniidae
Product: succinate dehydrogenase cytochrome b560 subunit, mitochondrial-like
Exons: 5
Coding region: 348-890 (180 amino acids)
Biological process (GO): tricarboxylic acid cycle; mitochondrial electron transport, succinate to ubiquinone
Cellular component (GO): membrane
Molecular function (GO): electron transfer activity; succinate dehydrogenase activity
Source: RefSeq, a predicted model, not a curated record
GCAUCUGAAACAACGAAAAAGCUAGCUAUAGACGAAUUUCAAAAAUUAAAGGCAUUGGAAUCUUUGGAAACCGGCACAGUUUAGUCAAAGCGGUGAGUGAAUGUACUUAAACCAACAAGAGCUAGUUAAAGAAAACGCUUCAAAAAAUAUUCCUUUUCCCUCGUCGAGUAUAUCCGGAGGCAAAUUCACUAGGUCUACAACAGAACUGACGUUGGCGAUCCUUUUAAGAAAUUACACAUUCUGAGAAAAAAGCGACGAAUAAUCUUGCCCAACGAAAACAAUACGUAUGUUAUUCGAAUGCUGAUUAGUCUCAUCACUCUUCAAACUGAGAGGUACUAAGCGUCAUCAUGUCUCUUCUAAGGUGCGUGAACUUGAGAUUAAUAAGGGGGGCUACGAAUAAAUAUUUACCUGCUAUAUCAAUAAGGCUGCAGCAGAAAUCCUGGUUAAACCUUAAGGCAAAAGAAAUGGAGAACACUGGACCGGUUCUAGAAGGAGUAGAGUUCGAAAUAAAAAAUAAAAAUUUGAAACGCCCGCUCUCUCCACAUCUUUCCAUCCAUGUGGCGUGGAGUAACAUGAUUCUGUCGAUGACGCAUAGGUUCACGGGCAUUUUCCUAUAUGCAAUUCCAUUUGGAUUGGCUUCAGUGGCAAUUUUGUUACCAGAAUCCUACCCAGACUAUUUGGGUAGGUUGGAAGACAUGCAUCUGAAUCAAUUCAUUAUUGCGACCGCGAAAUUUCUCAUAGCCUUGCCAUUUUCGUUUCACUUUUUGAAUGGAAUCCGGCAUCUGAUUUGGGAUACUGGCCAUUGGUUGACAAUAAAGGAGGUCAAUUGGUCCGGAUACAUUAUUGUAGUCCUCGCAGUUGCCUUGGCGAUUCAUCUUACAUCUUUAUAGAAACAAAAAACAGGAAUAUAUUACAAGAUCAGACAAUUUCCUACGAAGACUACUAAGAAAAUGGAUUCCUCGGGCAGAUUGACCGAACAUCAUACCACGUGUGGGAUCUGAGUCCCAUCUCCAACGUUUUCAAGGAAAUGGGGCUAUCUUUUCAGGCACAGAAACUCAGAAGAUUUUGCACUCCAGGGAUAUAUGUGUUGAUCUACUUUGCAAGCGUCUAUGUAAGUGUUUGUAAAUUGUUUACAGAAAAGCCAGCUGCAAAACGUAAGGUCACAGAAAAAUGCUCUUCGGCAAAUACAUGGGGGGCUAAUACGAA